Molecule: messenger RNA, 1291 nt
Organism: Oryza sativa Japonica Group (Japanese rice)
Lineage: Eukaryota; Viridiplantae; Streptophyta; Magnoliopsida; Poales; Poaceae
Product: multiple organellar RNA editing factor 3, mitochondrial
Biological process (GO): cytidine to uridine editing; mitochondrial mRNA modification
Cellular component (GO): mitochondrion
Source: RefSeq, a predicted model, not a curated record
AAAAUUUCCAGCCUCAUGGGCCUGUGCAUAUGACCCAUAGGAGGCGGCAGACCUCCGGCUCCUCCUCGCCCGCCGCCCUCGACUCCCGUCUCCUCGCCUGCCGCCGGCGCCGAUCUCCAUCCUGCUAGCAGAGGUGGCGCCGGCGUUCUCCUGCUCCCGCCACAUCAUCGCUAAUCCAUCCCAUCCGGCCUCGGCCACCCCACUGCUUCUACGAGUUCCAUACCCAGACCGCCGCCGCCGCCGCCGCCGCCAUUGGUGAAGCCCGUCGCCAUCGCCGUCGCCGCUUCCACGCAAGUCCGUAGCAGCGGAUUCCUGCAGCGCCCCCCGAAACAUCCCGAAUCCCCAGCCAUGGCGGCCGGAGCAGCAGCAGCCACCCGCCGCAGUCUCUCCGCGCUCCUUCUCUCCUCCCGCGCUCUGCAACGCCGCUUCGCCCCGCUCGCCGCCGCCGCCUCCUCAGCCUACCUCGCCCCGUGGGCGCCGCCGUCACGCGGAGCGAAGACCGCGUCGUCGGGUGGGUCUGGGUACUCGCCGCUGAACGACCCGUCCCCAAACUGGAGCAAUCGGCCGCCCAAGGAGACUAUCCUGUUGGACGGCUGCGACUACGAGCACUGGCUCAUCGUCAUGGAGUUCCCGACCGAUCCCAAGCCCUCCGAGGAAGAUAUGGUCGCCGCAUAUGUUAAGACCCUCGCCGCCGUCGUGGGAAGCGAGGAGGAAGCCAAGAAGAAAAUCUACUCUGUCUGCACUACAACUUAUACUGGGUUUGGCGCAUUGAUUUCGGAGGAGUUAUCAUACAAGGUUAAAGGAUUGCCUGGAGUUCUUUGGGUAUUGCCUGACUCAUAUUUGGAUGUGCCGAACAAGGAUUAUGGAGGAGAUCUAUUCGUAGAUGGACAGGUCAUACAUAGACCACAAUUCCGAUUUACUGAAAGGCAACAGGUAAGGAGCCGGCCUCGUCCUCGCUAUGACAGGAGACGAGUGACUAUGCAAACUGAACAGAAAGAAGCAAUGCAGAAAGGACCUUCAAAUCUGCAGCAGUAGCAUGAAACCAUGCCAUAUACACUAAACUGUUGCCAGAAUAGCCUAAUUAUCCUGGAUAUGUUUAAGUUCUGGAGUGUGUCCAUUUCUGGAAAUUUAUCUAUUGUCUUGUCAGUUUAGCGCCGUGGAGCCUAUCCGUGGACAUCUCUGCAGUUAAGAAACAUCAUAUUGACCUUGUUAUAUGAGAAAUCCUGCACUUUUAUCUCCAUGGUACGCCUCCGAAUAAAAAAUAUCCAGUCCAUGCCCUCUGGUUUUAAAA